Messenger RNA from Nicotiana tabacum (common tobacco), 1864 nucleotides. RefSeq names its product transcription factor PCL1. Gene Ontology annotation, cellular component: nucleus. NCBI's taxonomy places the organism in Eukaryota, Viridiplantae, Streptophyta, Magnoliopsida, Solanales, Solanaceae. The record is from RefSeq and is a predicted model, not a curated record. Gene Ontology annotation, biological process: regulation of DNA-templated transcription. Gene Ontology annotation, molecular function: DNA-binding transcription factor activity; DNA binding.
UGUUUAUUUCCAUUUUCCUCCACCUAUCCCUUUCCCACUUCCCCUAUCUUCUUCUCCUCCAUUUUCUUUCCUUCACCAAUAAGCCUUUGAAAUCCUUCGGCAUAUCUUCAUCAAAUCGAUAUCUGCUGCUCUGUCCCGCCGAAGAUUUAAUUUAACUUGCAUUAACAGGAAUUAAGGAAGAACCCUAAGAGUGUGAAUUUUGUCCAGUUGAACAACUUUUCUGUAACCAGCUAGCUACCAUGGGUGAAAAAGUGAAGCUUUCUGAGUACGAUUCUAGCGGUGGUAAUAAUGAUGACAGAGUUUUGUGGGAGGUUGGACUUCCCGGCGCCGACGAUCUCACGCCGUUGACUCUGCAGUUGAUUCCGGCCGAACUUGCUUCUGCGUUCAGAAUCUCGCCGGAAUCCUCAAAAUCCAUGACUGAUGUAAAUCGCGCUUCUCAGAAUACUUUUUCUUCCCUCCAGAGAUGGCACUCGCAGGAUAUGUCUUCAAUGAAUAACUUAAAUUUCAAGCCGUUCAAUGAGGAGACGACUGUUACUGAAAAAGACGAAACGGAUCUAACGAGAGAGGGAUCCGACCCGAGGAAGCUCCGGAGGGUUGAAUCCGGAGGCACCGAAGAGAUUGAUUCUGCUCUGUGUAACGAAAAUUGUGCAGAUGAUUCGUCGGCUAAUAAGACGCUGAAUAAACGGGCAAGGCUUGUUUGGACGCCGCAGCUACACAAGCGUUUUAUUGAAGUGGUGGCCCACUUAGGUAUCAAAAACGCUGUGCCGAAGACGAUUAUGCAGCUUAUGAAUGUGGAAGGACUGACGCGAGAGAACGUGGCGAGUCAUUUACAGAAGUAUAGAUUAUAUAUGAAGAGACAGGGAAAUGAGGGGCCUUCUUCUUCUGAUCAUUUGGUUAAUUCCACGCCGGUGAAGCAGAGUUUGCGUGAGUCCGGUGAGACUGGUCAUCACCUGCGUAAUACUAAUGGCCACGUGGGAAUGCCGACUCAGAUGCCAUACCCGCCGCAAAUGGUGCAGAUGCCGAUGAUUGGAAUGGCCAAAGGAGGCAUGCCUGUUGGGUAUGGGGGUGGACCAUCAGUUGGAUUUCAUCAUCAGUACAGUAUGAUGCAACAACAGCGGGAAUGGUCUGGGAAUAAUUUUGGUUACUAUCAUCCUGUUACUUCUAAUGAUAAGUAGCUGUACUGGCUAAGUUCCAUGAGAGCACUGGUGCCUCCAUUUGUUCUGCUCGGAACCUUCCAUUAUUACUGAUCCUUUCCCUGCACAGCUCCAUCUGGAUCUUUAUUUGGUCCUUGAUGAAUACUAUAGACAAAAAAAAUUCUGAUGAUUGGAGGCAAGUAAAUCCUCUAUUAGACUACACCGAGUUGACAUUGUGUUUCUGGUGAGGUGUGGUUUCUCUCUCCCUAUGUCUGCUUAAUUUUCUCUAUUGAGCAUCAAGGUUUGCAACUUUUGUUGGAUAUAGAGGGUAAGGAGAUUAUGGGAUGAAGCAGUACUCUAUUCCGGAUUUGUAUUGCAGUUUCAGAAAACGUGGGGAAAUCCAUAGCUCCAAACGCAUACUCAAGAAUGGUGGAGAAGAAAUUUCUUCUCUGCUAUGUGUGAAGAUAUACUGCCCCUCCCUGUGUUUCAUCUUCUUGUUAGAAUACAGCCAUUCCCCUUUGAUGCAUAAGGUUUUUCUAUAUUUUGGUUAUUUGGUGGCUGAGCCAAUACGUGUUUUGUGUUCUUAAUGGUUUUUCUAUCAUGAAUAUUUAGAGUUGCUUCUCAUAUAUGCUCCACAUGUUUAAGUAUGACUACAAGUUGUACUUGUGCUACUACAUAAUGGAUGUCAUUCUUUACAGACAGAUUGUUUAAAGAUACAAGUGGCGUGCUUC